Messenger RNA from Hyposmocoma kahamanoa, 981 nucleotides. Its product is annotated as multiple coagulation factor deficiency protein 2 homolog. Gene Ontology annotation, molecular function: calcium ion binding. Bases 130 to 825 code for a protein of 231 amino acids. The record is from RefSeq and is a predicted model, not a curated record. Lineage: Eukaryota; Metazoa; Arthropoda; Insecta; Lepidoptera; Cosmopterigidae. The transcript has 8 exons.
AGUUCCCAUAAUUUUGAAAACGUAGUCAAUUUGUGGACUUGCUCGCUAAUAAUUUAUCAAACCGGACGAUUUGAUAAGGAUUUUAACCGAUUAAUGUCGACGUAGCUUACGUUUCGCAGAUAUAUAAAAAUGUUCAAGUUUGUGUUAUUUACUGCAAUUUUGCAGUGCAUACUUGCACAGCAGUAUCAGCAAAAAGUUGCGCCUGGUGUGCCACCUCAAAACUACCAAGAUGAUGCAGGAAUGAACUACCAACCACCACCCCCGCCACCUCAACAGAUGCCUCCACAACAGCAACAACAUCCUCAACAAUACGCCCAACAACAGCAACAAUAUCAGCCGCCACCACCGCCCCAACAGCAACAGCAAUAUCAGCAGCAAGUGCCGGUUCAGCAUCAGCAAGUUCAACAACCCGCGAUGGGUGGUCACGAUCCUCAUGGACACCAUCCCGACCCACAAUUGCUGAAUCCUGCCAACAUUGCUUCUGAAAGAGAGCAUAUAAAAGAACAUAUGGACGUGCCAAUCGACACUUCUAAGAUGUCCGAACAAGAACUACAGUUCCACUAUUUCAAAAUGCAUGACAACGACAAUAACAACAAAUUGGACGGAUGUGAACUUAUAAAAUCUUUAAUACAUUGGCAUGAGCAAAGUCAUAAACAGCCCCAACAAGGUCAGGCGCCGGUUGGAGAGAAGAUUUUUGGCGACGACGAGUUAGUCAACCUAAUAGAUCCAAUACUGAAUAUGGACGACCACAAUAGGGAUGGUUACAUUGAUUAUCCUGAAUUUGUGCGAGCACAACAGAAAAGCCGACAGGAUAACAACAAAUAAUAUUAGUAUUAUGUUAAAAUGUUCAUUUGAAUACCAACUAACUUAUUUAGGGGAUUUUAAGUCACAAUUUCUUUUAUUAUAAUUAUUAAUCCAUAGAUCGAACACUUAGAAAAAAUUCCUUCCGAGCGGAUUCGAACCGACAUGUUCGAUCUUUGU